UGCUUCAAUCUUUGAUGUCAGAAUAUCUGAUUUUGUGCUCAAAGAUUUUGAGUCUACCGUCAGGAAUUGAUCUGUUCUUAUGGACCAGCUACGUGUUAUCGUCGGAUCAAAAACAAGCCUUACCCAAAUUCGCGCUAUUCAUUUUUUGGUUUCAAAUGAAUAGUAACUUUGCUGGGUUUCAACUAAUUUUUUUGAAAUGUAGCAUCCAAUUCGAAACCUAAUUGGGUUGGGUGGGUGCCUUUUUUUUGGAAAAAUGAACUUCCAAUUUUUACGAGCUGAAAUUGGGAGAAAGAGGUGUGGUGUGGAUGAGGUUUUCAUUCCUGGGCUUUCUGUUGAAAGAUCGGAGAUGCUUCACAACUCUGGUGUACUCUGCUAUCUUGGGAUGUCCAAAACAAAACUCUGUGUCCUUCUGGGCUGCUUCUUCUUGUCUUCAGCGCUUGUUGGAGCACAAAGUUCCAAAACUCAUCCAGAUGAAGUGAGCGCAUUGCGAACCAUUAAGAGAAGUUUGACAGAUCCCAAUAAAAGUUUGACUAGUUGGAAUCGAGGAGAUCCAUGCACAUCCAAUUGGGCUGGAGUUUCAUGCUCUAAUACAUCCCUAGAUGAUGGCUAUCUGCAUGUCAUAGAAUUGCAACUACUGAAUAUGAAUCUUUCAGGAACUUUAUCACCAGCACUUGGCCGCUUAUCUCGUCUGUUGAUAUUGGAUUUUAUGUGGAACAAAAUUAGUGGGAGUAUACCAAAAGAGAUUGGCAAUAUCACAACCUUGGAGCUCUUGCUCCUGAAUGGGAACCAAUUGAUAGGUUCCUUGCCUGAUGAGCUUGGCUAUCUGCCUAAUCUAGACAGGAUUCAAAUUGACGAGAAUAAAAUAUCCGGACCAAUACCUACAUCAUUUGCAAACUUAAACAAAACAAAGCAUUUUCACAUGAAUAAUAAUUUAAUUAGCGGACAAAUCCCCCCGGAGAUAUCCAAAUUACCAAACCUUGAACACAUCCUUCUUGACAAUAACAAUUUAUCAGGGUAUCUUCCACAAGAGCUUGCCCAAAUGCCGAAUUUAACCAUCCUUCAACUUGACAAUAACAACUUUGAUGGGGCCACUAUUCCAGGAUCAUUUGGAUACAUACCUACAUUGUUGAAGUUGAGUCUCAGGAAUUGCAAGUUGCAAGGAUUAGUCCCUGACCUAAGCGGAAUACCCAACCUUGGUUAUCUGGACUUGAGCUCAAACCAGCUAAGUGGACCCAUGCCUAAAAGUAAGCUCUCUAAUAGUAUCACAACCAUGGAUUUGGAGAACAAUAAGCUUGCCAAUAUUUCUAGCAAUUUUGACCUCCCUCCAAAUGUCACUCUUAGGCUUAAAGGGAAUCCUGUAUGCUUGAAUGGAAGUUUAGUUCAGUUUUGUAAAUCUCAAACUGAGAAUGAAACUAGAACAAGCAUUGCAACAAACUCCACCACCACUGAGUGUAAACCACAAUCAUGCCCUUAUGAGUAUUCCCUAACAUCUCCUUUAGAUUGCUUUUGUGCCGAGCCUUUGCGAAUAGGAUUUCGGUUGAAAAGUCCUGGCUUUUCAGAUUUUAUUCCAUAUAAAAAAAUGUUUGAGGGGUACUUGACUCGAGGUCUCAACUUGUCUAUUUAUCAACUCUAUAUCUAUUCAUUUGCAUGGCAAGAAGGACCACGACUGGGAAUGUAUUUAAAGCUCUAUCCUAUCUAUGAUAACACUACCAACACUCAUUUAUUCAAUCAAAGUGAGAUUAAACAAAUCAAGAGCAUAUUCACUGGAUGGAAGAUCCCUCUUGAUGGCAUAUUUGGACCUGUAGAACUUAUAAACUUCACUUUGUCAGAUGUUUAUAAGAAUGAAUCCAACCUUUCUUUAUCAACAGGCAUAAGUAAAGGUGCAUUGGUUGGCAUUAUACUAGGGACCUUUGCUAGUGCAGUUAUAUUAUCUGUAAUCAUUUCACUUCUUAUAUUUAGACGGCACAUGAGGGGCUAUCAUGUAGUUUCAAAACGACAUCAAGCAUCUAGAGCCUUGUUAAAAAUUGAUGGUGUCAAGAGUUUCACAUAUGGAGAGCUGGCUUCGGCAACAAACAAUUUUGAUAUCUUCACUCAAAUUGGCCAAGGUGGAUACGGAAAGGUUUAUAAAGGCACUCUAGCUGAUGGUAGGAUUGUGGCUAUAAAGCGUGCACAAGAAGGGUCAUUACAGGGUGAAAAGGAGUUCCUAACUGAAAUACAAUUGUUGUCAAGGUUACAUCAUCGAAACCUCGUUUCUUUGGUUGGUUAUUGUGAUGACAAAGGUGAACAGAUGUUGGUGUAUGAAUAUAUGUCUAAUGGCACUUUGCGAGAUCAUCUUUCAGGAAAGAUUAAAGAACCUCUGAGUUUCGCAAGGAGGUUGAGAAUAGCUCUUGGUUCAUCCAAGGGAAUCCUUUACCUACACAUAGAAGCUGAUCCUCCUAUAUUUCAUCGAGAUAUCAAGGCCAGCAACAUAUUAUUGGAUUCUAAAUUUGUCACAAAAGUUGCUGAUUUUGGACUUUCACGACUUGCUCCAAUGCCAGAUAUUGAAGGUGCAGCGCCUGCUCAUGUGUCUACUAUUGUAAAGGGGACUCCAGGUUAUGUUGAUCCAGAGUAUUUUUUAACGCAAAAGUUGACAGACAAGAGUGAUGUAUAUAGCCUUGGUGUUGUGUUUUUAGAGCUUUUAACAGGGAUGCAACCAAUUUCACAUGGGAAAAACCUUGUUCGAGAGGUUAACAUUGCAUAUCAAUCUGGUAUAAUAUUCUCGAUUAUUGAUGGAAGAAUGGGUUCAUAUCCUUCUGAAUGUGUGGAGAAGUUUGUGAAUUUGGCCAUAAAAUGUUGCCAAGACGAGACAGAUUCAAGACCUUCGAUGGCAGAGGUGGUCCAGACUCUAGAAACUAUAAGGCUGAUGAUGCCAGGGUACUCUGACCCCUUACUAGUAGAAUCCAUGGAAGGUGACUCAGGAAAGACAUCUACUACUCCACCUUCGUCAUCCUCUAUGGUGAAGAAUUUGUACACAUCGUCAUAUGUUUCUGGUAGUGACCUUAUUAGUGGAGCGAUUCCCACCAUCACGCCUAGAUAAGAUAAGACCAUAUAACACAACCUGCUCCAGCUCUGAUAAGUCUCUAACUCUUACUAUUGUUGUAUAUUUGUAUUGGUUUCCUCAUUUCUGCUACUGCAUAGUCAGUGUUUUACACCACUAGGCUACAUCAUUCAUCAUUUGCGUAAAAUACAAAAAUGCCUUUUGU
This is a messenger RNA of Rubroshorea leprosula, 3242 nucleotides long. The record is from the annotation of a GenBank genome assembly. Lineage: Eukaryota; Viridiplantae; Streptophyta; Magnoliopsida; Malvales; Dipterocarpaceae.